AUGGACCUCGAUCAUGCAACACCGACAUCCUCUACAACCUCCUCGCCAGCACCGGACAGUCGCUCAAAGACGAAUGGUUCCGUGCGGAGUAUUCAGGACAUUUUGAAUUUAGACUCGAAAUCUCCAUUGACCAGAGAAGACGAGGAGAAAGAUGAAAGGGAAGAUAUCAGAAGAGCCAAUUCCGCGCAUCCGGAUUCAGCCGUUCCAGUACGCGAAUAUUUAAACAGGACAGUGAUUAAGAAUUUGUUAGAGGGGAUGAAGCUUCUUAUUAGAGAUCGGUAA
Paraglomus occultum is the source of this 282-nucleotide messenger RNA. The record is from the annotation of a GenBank genome assembly. Lineage: Eukaryota; Fungi; Glomeromycota; Glomeromycetes; Paraglomerales; Paraglomeraceae.